CUCCCAAAUUCCCCUCUAUUCUGAUUUUGUCUGUCACUCUUGAUAAUAAUUAGGCCUCUAGACUCUACUCUCCGUGUAUAGACCUGAGUCCAACGUCACAGAUAAAAGUGAAAAGUAGUUAGGAAAUUGGUGGCUUGUGUAUCGUGGCAUUUCUCGGGUGGAUCCAGCUCCUUGGUCCUCCACUCCUCCUCCUAAUCCGGAACGGAACUCAUCGUGGGUCCAAAGCAGUCCCUAGGCAGCAUGUCGGCCGACUGGAACAACUACGAUUACGGCCAAUCCAACGCCAACGGCGGAUUUUAUGACAGCGGAGCCGCCACUUAUGACUUCAACAACGCCGAUACGCACACACCCAUGGGUGGGGGUUCGGUGGCCCCGCCCGCCUACAUGACUCCGUCCAACGAUUAUGGCGCUGCCUCCCCGGUCCACGCCAUGCACGACGAUCAGUUUGAGAAUGAACCGCCGUUAUUGGAGGAAUUGGGGAUUAAUACCGAGCAUAUUGUGCAGAAAACCUUAGCCGUUCUGAACCCGUUCCGCUCGACCCGCUCAGAUGUGGCCGGGGAUGCGGAUUUGGCCGGACCCUUGGUCUUCUGUCUGGCCUUUGGCUCGCUCUUGUUGCUGACGGGCAAGGUCCACUUUAAUUACAUCUACGGGAUCGGGGUUUUGGGCUGCUUAGCCAUGUACGGCUUACUGAGCUUAAUGGCCAUGACCCCGGUGCCGUUGACGGUGGUGAUCUCGGUGUUGGGUUAUUGUAUCCUACCCAUCGUGACCUUGUCGGGCUGUUCCAUUCUAUUCUCGCUGCAAGGGCUCCUGGGCAAUUUGUUGGCCGCAUUAGCCGUGAUUUGGUGCGCACUCUCGGCCUCCAAUCUCUUCGUCACGGCUUUUAGUAUGGAACAUCAGCAACUGCUCGUGGCUUACCCGUGUGCCAUGCUCUAUGCUGUAUUCGCUCUCAUCACCGUGUUUUGAUGUGUGCCACUUUUGAUACUGACCCGCAUAUUUUAUUUAUGAAUAUAUUUAUAUAUAUAUCAGACCCUAGGUUUUGGUCAGAGUUGCGUAUUUUAAAUUCUUGUGAAAUAUAACGAACCCGAGUCCUUCUUCUUUUAAGGAUCUCAUGACUUUAAGCG
Molecule: messenger RNA, 1121 nt
Organism: Tigriopus californicus
Lineage: Eukaryota; Metazoa; Arthropoda; Copepoda; Harpacticoida; Harpacticidae
Gene: Yip1d1
Product: protein YIPF5-like
Exons: 1
Coding region: 241-963 (240 amino acids)
Biological process (GO): endoplasmic reticulum to Golgi vesicle-mediated transport; vesicle fusion with Golgi apparatus
Cellular component (GO): trans-Golgi network
Source: RefSeq, a predicted model, not a curated record